This is a messenger RNA of Puccinia triticina, 285 nucleotides long. RefSeq lists its product as uncharacterized. The transcript is spliced from 2 exons. The record is from RefSeq and is a predicted model, not a curated record. Lineage: Eukaryota; Fungi; Basidiomycota; Pucciniomycetes; Pucciniales; Pucciniaceae. The coding region runs from base 1 to 285 and encodes 94 amino acids.
AUGUCCAUGCAGGCAGUCUUGAGUGACUUUGCCUUGCAAGCCAUACACAAAACCAGACCGAAUCCAAUUACGGCCCCAACCCACCGCAAGGCUAACGUCUCAACCCCAACCAACACACCCUUGGUUGCCCUUGGUGAGCGUGUCAUAGCAACACUCUCCAACGCCCCCCUCGGCUGCGCCCUGGCCCGUCCUGCCUCCUUCGCAAGCUCCGGUCUGAGCUCUGCCAAGCGCCCCCGAGUUCCUCAGAUUCGUCUACUCGCAGAACCCAAACCUGAAAGCCAAUAA